AUGAAAAAAUAAGAAUAAUCUAAGUCUCUUUCUAGUCGUAAACCUUAAGAUAAUGCAAAGUCAGUCAAGAGGCAAGAGAAGCUUACUAAAAUAUAAGAAGCCUUUAAUUUCAAUAAAGCAUCAAAAUAUAUUGUACUGAUUAAUUAUAAUAAUAGUUUUAAUCUGGAUUUUAAGAGAGAGCUUGGCUAAUCAAAAGGGGCUAUUAAGAUAGGAUUGAUUUUAAGGACUCCGAAAUUGCUGAGUUGAGAAAAUAUUUUUCAUCAUUAGAUGGAGAUGGAUCAGGUGCAAUUGGGAUAGAGGAACUAGAAGACCCACUCAUAGCCUUAGGCUUAGUUAAUUCAAGGGAGGAAGUAGAAAAAAUUAUGAGUGAAGUGGAUGAAGAUGGAACCAAUGAAAUUGAAUUUAAGGAGUUUCUAACAAUAAUGAGAGGAGUUUAGAAAGGUGGAAAUGUGGAUUAAGGAGAAAAAAAUCCAAUUUAUGAUUUUUUUAAAAGUAAAUUCAUUUGUUAUCGUUUUAGAAAUGAGCAAUGGUCAAUUAGAAAAAGGAAUGGAUAAACACAUCCCGUUUAAGUUAAAUGUUAGUUUAUUUAGAAGAAAACAAAUAUUAAGUAUAACUCAACAUUAUUUUAGAUGCAAUAACUGGGGAUUAAAAAGAAUUAAAAGAUAAAGGAUAGAAGAUCUUAUAGGCUUAUAAGAGAUAGUUACUGAAUUAUAAAUAAUAAGACAGAAUUAAUAGAGGAGAAGAUCCUAAUGGUAAUUUAUUAGAUUUGUAUUCUAGAUAUAUCACUAGACUAGUUUCCGAAUAAAGAUAAUGGUCCUAAUCCAAGAAAUGGAUUUCCCAAACUAUAAAGAGUCAUACAGCCAGAAUAAACUAUUGGAAAUAACCAUAAACACUAUGAUAAAUGA
Messenger RNA from Paramecium octaurelia, 905 nucleotides. The record is from the annotation of a GenBank genome assembly. NCBI's taxonomy places the organism in Eukaryota, Ciliophora, Oligohymenophorea, Peniculida, Parameciidae.